CCAGUCUUUGCUACAAUUUCUUGUCAUUCCUCAAAAAUUUUCGAAUAAAAUUGAUAUAAAUCUUUUGGAGAUAUAUGUAAAGACUAGACCAACAAAUCAUAAUAAUCUAUUUCAAAUGAAUGGUCAGGAUGGUUAUCAUAUGAAUUUAUUAGCUCAAAAUUAUGGAUUUGCCAUGCUCAGUCAUCCUCAUUUUGCAUAUACUGCAACCCCUAGUAUCCAUCAAUCACUUGAUGCAAGCCCUAACGAACAUGAGUAUCAAUCAUAUGAUGAAGGAUUAAGCAGUCAAGGACACAUUGAAAGUGGCCACAGACAAUAUGAGAUCAGAGAAGAUGAGGAUAACUUUGAUUUGUGUAAUGAUGCACAUGCUCAAAUUUGUGAUGAAAGUUCGGAGGAAGAUGAACCUUCAGAAGAUGAUGGAGAAAGUGAAACCUUAGAAAGUGAAUCUGAUGAAGAUACCAAUGAUAGUGAAGAUUUACCUCAAAAUGAUAUUGGUGUAAAUCUUCAUAAUCAAUUUGGUCAAAGUGUGUCUGAAAUGCAAAAUCAUGAUAUACCCUACUUUACAACAUUAGAGAAUGAAAAAGAUAUUUUUAUCUCUACUCGUGAAUCUGAGAUGAAUUGUUGUUCUGUUUGGUUUGACGAUGGCAAAAAAGAUUUAAAAAAAGGAAUGUGUUUUAGCAGCAAAGAUAGAUUGAAACGGGCUGUGACAAUUUGGAGUUUGCGCAAAAAUAAAGAAUUCAUAGUUGUAACAUCAAGAAAGAAACUAUGGAUUGUCAUAUACAGGUUUCACGAAUCAUUAGGUUGUCGAUGGUUUCUUCGAGGCCGAAAGGUUGGAGGUAGCCUUUGGAAGAUAGGAAAGUAUUUUGAUAAUCAUAGAUGUGAGACUGAAGGGCUUACUACAGGUCACGCUAACCUAGAUACCAAUUUAAUUGCAUCUUUGUUUCUAAAUCAAAUACGUAAAAAUUCAAAAUUGUUGGUAGUAGAUGUCAUUUCUAAGGUUCAUGAGAUAUUUGGUCAUCAAGUAACAUAUAGGAAAGCGUGGCUUGGACGUCAACGAGCAUUUAAAUUGGUGUAUGGUGAUUUUCAGAAAUCAUUUAGUGAGCUUCCUAAGUUUUUUGUAGCUUUUCAACACUUUAACCAUGGAACAAUUGUAGAAUGGAAACACGAAGAGUCAAUGAGUUCGUUAGAGGUAAAAACGUUUAAAUUUGUAUUUUGGGCUUUCAAGCCAUGCAUUGAUGGAUUCCGAACUUGUCGUCCAGUUAUUUCAGUAGAUGGAACCCAUUUGUAUGGUAAAUAUGAGAUAAAAUUAUUAAUUGCUGUUGGAAUUGAUGGAAAUGAUAACAUUCUUCCUCUAGCAUUUGCUAUUGUUGACAGGGAAUCGAAAGAGGCAUGGAAAUGGUUUUUUAGAAAACUAAGCGCACAUGUAAUAAAGGAUAGAGAAGAUGUAUGUAUUAUCUCUGAUAGGGCAAAAGGAAUCUUAGCUAGUUUAUCGGAGUUGUGGCAAUUCCAGGAGCCUCGGGCCUUUCAUCGAUUUUGCGUAAGACAUCUUAAGAGUAACGUUCAAUCUUAUUUUCCAAAUAGGAAUCUCAGUGAUCUAAUGUGGAAUGCUGCAUCGGCUCAUCAAGUAAGGAAGUUCGAAGAUUUGAUGUGGGAAAUCAGGAAAGAAAAUGAAGAAGCAUAUGAAUAUCUCAUGCAAUUUUCAUUGGACAAAUUGACGAUUAGCCAUGAUGAUGGAAAAAGAUGGGGAGUGUUGACAACAAAUCUUUCAGAGUCUUUCAAUGGUCUUCUAAAGAAAGCUCGAGGAUUGCCUGUCACUUCCAUGGUGAGACUUUCAUUGGAGCAAAUAGUUGAACGGUAUACGCGUAGAUCUCAAACAGCGCACCAACUUGUAGAGCAAAAGGAAUUCUGGACAAACAGGUUCAAAGUAAAGUGGGCAAAGAACUACGAAAGUUCAAAAAGACACUUUGUUUUUGAUUGGAAUAUAUCCACUGGGACAUAUGAGGUUAGAUCUAUUCAAGUUGAUGGUACUGGUGGUAAUCCUCAUUGUGUUUCACUAAAUGAUAAAAAAUGUGAUUGUGGAAAAUGGGCUAAUUUGCACUUUCCGUGUUCACAUGUCAUGAAGGUUACUGAAAGAAUGGGAGGGCUAGCUAGAAAUUUUGUUAGCGAGCAUUUCACAACAGAGAAUUAUGUUGCUACAUAUUUCGGGACAUUCUCACCGGUUGGGCACGAGGCAUAUUGGCCAUCUCCAAGUUUUAUAAUGAGAAGUAAUGAAUUCUAUCGUCGUCCUAAUCGACAAAGGACAACUAGAGUACCUAAUGAGAUGGAUCGUGGUCCUGCAGUAUAUGGGCGAGCUUGCGGGUUGUGUAGACAGACUGGAUACGAUAGGCGCCGAUGCCCAACUCGUAAUCAAACUUUAGUGGGUACUCUUAAAAUUUCUAACCGUUUUAAGUCUAAUGAAUUCUGUUUUGUGGAUUAUUUCUAAGUCUAAUAAUUGUUUCAUGAAUUAAUUGAGUAGAAAUCUUGU
Messenger RNA from Capsicum annuum, 2521 nucleotides. RefSeq lists its product as uncharacterized. NCBI's taxonomy places the organism in Eukaryota, Viridiplantae, Streptophyta, Magnoliopsida, Solanales, Solanaceae. The transcript has 2 exons. The coding region runs from base 116 to 2479 and encodes 787 amino acids. The record is from RefSeq and is a predicted model, not a curated record. Gene Ontology annotation, molecular function: zinc ion binding.